UCCAACAUUAAUUUCUGUGCCUCAGGAGGAAACAGUUGGGUGUAGUGUUUUGUGUUGUGUCGACUUUGUAUUUAUAAACACGCGUCGUAAUGUUAGCUACAACUACAAUGUUCUGCUAGAAUUAACUUUACGAAUUCUAAAAUUAAAGUGUUUCCUUGGUUAGUGCUUUACACAAAAUUUCCAACAUGAGUUUCAAGAAGGAUUUCGACACCUCAAAGAAGAUCCAGGAGGAUGAAAACACAGACUCUGGGUUCCUAUCUGGGCCGAUAAGUGAGCAGCUGACCUCGGAAGAUUGUGAUUUAGCUGAGGAAAGUGAGCGUGCUCGCAGCAGGCUUAGUGAGGAAGAUCCUGAGCCUGAGCUGCAGUUGGACAGUGGGCUGGACCUCUCGGAGUGUCUGUCGAGUGUUAAGCUUAGUGAUAGUGCAGUGUACACACCCACCUCGCAGACCACCCCCACAGUCACUAUAGGUGAUGAGAAAACUCAUGACAUCCCGCCCCUCGCCAUCCUGUUCCAGCAGGAUGACGAUGGAGACACACAACUACACAUUGCAGCGGUACAUGGAUGUGAAAAAUCAGUAGGAACAUUAGUAAGAGUUUGCCCUGACAAAGAUUGGCUAAAUGUACCAAAUGACUUUGGACAGACCGCCUUACACUUAGCAGCCAUGAGUGGGCAUGCAGUAGUCACACGCAUGCUGGUGAUGGCCGGUGCAUCUCUUGGCAUUCGAGACCUUGUUGGCAACACACCUUUACAUGUGGCGGCCGCAGCGGGCUAUGUCGGCUGUCUCCAAGCUUUACUGGCUCCUGCUCCAGAACAACCGCAGAGAAGGCUAGCAUCCACGUUGAACCAGAAAAAUUACAAUGGUCAAACGUGCGUGCAUGUGGCUGCGAUGGCCGGCCACGUCGACGCGCUGCAGACAUUGGUCUAUUACGGAGCUAACAUCAAUGCUGCGGAGGGUCUAUGCGGGUGGACACCGCUACACGUGGCGGCGGCGCGAGGGGACGUCGACACGGCCCGCUACCUGCUCGAGAAGUGCGCUGGCGUCGACCCCUCUGCCCUGGACUACGCCGGUCGUACGGCCAGGAAGCUGGCGUUGAAGAAUAAAGCGGCUGCCCUGUUCGACGGCAGCGAGGGCAGCGAGGAGGAGGAUAGUGACAGUGAGGAUGAGAUGCUUCUGGAAAGCGACCAGAGUCUGUUCGACCGGAUCCGUGACGGUAUGAACGCCAUCAACGUCGCCUGACCACGCCAACACUCAACAUAAAAUGGUUGUAGCCGAAAUAGUAUCGAUACGCAUUCGCAAUCUACAGAUUUUACAUUUGGGUCCACACGAUUUGACUUACUAGACGACAUAGCUAGUUGGCUGUAUAGAGUGAUCACAUUUGCCGAGAAAAUUAUAAACGAGGUAUUUUUGUUGUUAAGUUGGUACACAUCGUGUGGACCCAAAAUUAAAGCACUAUCGUAUCGUAUCGCCUAAGUUAAGCUCUAUUUAAUCUGUAUUUGUUUUAAAUUCUUAAAUCGACAGUUGCCAAAUAUUGUUGAGAUAUUUUUCCUCUUUUAAUGCCAUUUACAUUAUGUGAUAGUGUAGGGUUUUUCCUGUAUGUUUUGUUUACUAACAAUGCUAUAAAUUGCAUUUUUUUAUCACCAACAUGAGUAACCCAACCCAGUUGGAUACUCCUUGCAGUUUUUACCUAUAUACUUUAAAAUAUAUUCUUGUACAUACUUUCGUUUUAAAAUAUGAAUAUACGUAUAUCUAUAUUAUAUACAAUGUAUGUUUAUAAUCCUUUCUUUAGAAAGUUAAAAGAAAUAUAUUUUCUUCGUAGUUGAGGAAACGUAUGCGUAUUAUUAUAAAUAUUCUACAUAAUUAAGCUACCAUAAUAAUGUAAUUAUCUUUUUAUCUUAUCUCUUCUAAAGACGGUAGCCGAAUUUUAAAUUAACAUUUAUACGUAUGGUGCUAUAUCCGUGGAAAUAAGAAAAAUAUAAGUAUAAGCUGCUGCCAUAUUCAUGUCAUCUAAGCCUUACCGAAACGAUAUCGAAUUCGCAAUAAAUGGAUGCUAGUGAA
Molecule: messenger RNA, 2057 nt
Organism: Plutella xylostella (diamondback moth)
Lineage: Eukaryota; Metazoa; Arthropoda; Insecta; Lepidoptera; Plutellidae
Gene: cact
Product: NF-kappa-B inhibitor cactus
Biological process (GO): cellular response to tumor necrosis factor
Cellular component (GO): cytosol
Molecular function (GO): NF-kappaB binding
Source: RefSeq, a predicted model, not a curated record